Molecule: messenger RNA, 900 nt
Organism: Cladocopium goreaui
Lineage: Eukaryota; Dinophyceae; Suessiales; Symbiodiniaceae
Source: the annotation of a GenBank genome assembly
CAGGUACUUUGUAGCGCUGCCAUGAGUGCCUGCGAAGGUGAAAGCCAAUGGCAAGCGGCCUUCGAAAUCUUUCGACAACAGGAACUGCUAGGCCUUGGCAGUGAUGAGUUCACCCUGUCUGCUCUGAUGAGCUGUUGUGAGAAGGCCAGUCACUGGCCUCGUUGCUUUGAGUUGCUGGAGAGCUUCCGGUGGCAGCAUGUGAAGCCGAGUUUGGUGGUUCACAACGUGGCCAUCAGUGCCUUCCAACGCAGCCAACGAUGGGUGGAGGCAAUCGGUCAGUUGGAGAAGAUCCGCGGAACGGCGCAGCCAGACGCGGUGACGUACUCCGCGGUGAUCGCGGCCUGCGGCACGUUCCAACGCUGGCAGCAAGCGCUGGAGCUGUUUCAUGAAGCACCGCGGAAUGCUGUGGUGCUGAGUGCCACCAUAAGUGCCUGCGAGCAGGCCUGCCAUUGGCAACAGGCUCUGCAAUUGCUGGCUGAUGCCAAUCAUGGAUCAGUCCGGCGGGAUUUGGUCGUGUGCAAUGCAGUGAUCAGUGCAUGCGCCUCUGCCCUUCAGUGGCCUUAUGCCCUGCACCUUGUGUGUCACUACAUGGCCGGAGAUGAGGCAGAUGGAUUCGGGAAAAUUGUGAACGGCAAGACGGCCAAUUGUGCAAUGCGGGCCUUGACAUGUGCCAUCCAAUGGCAACGUAGCCUGUGCCUACUGGAUCGAAUGCAAGACUUGCAAGUGGAGAUUGAUGUGAUUCUACUGUCCCUGGUGGCAGACGCCUGUGCCGCAGCGGCUCAGUGGACCUACUUGGUGCCUGCGCUCAGUCGCCUGGGAGAGGCGUCCGGGACGACAAAAAACGUGCCGCGGACGCCGCGGACUGCGGGGAUCAUGACAAUACCCUCUGGUUAUGACUAA